Molecule: messenger RNA, 1247 nt
Organism: Chiloscyllium plagiosum (whitespotted bambooshark)
Lineage: Eukaryota; Metazoa; Chordata; Chondrichthyes; Orectolobiformes; Hemiscylliidae
Gene: msrb3
Product: methionine sulfoxide reductase B3
Biological process (GO): protein repair; response to oxidative stress
Cellular component (GO): cytoplasm
Molecular function (GO): peptide-methionine (R)-S-oxide reductase activity
Source: RefSeq, a predicted model, not a curated record
UCCCACAGUGCUUCUUGAUGUAUUAUCUAACCAACAGAGGAGCUGAGAGGAAGAAGUCAAUGAGUCGGAGCGGAGUCGACCGUCCUCAUCUUUUUGUCAUUAUUCUGUUGCUUUUGAGCUUGUUUGCAGUCCAAGCGCCAGCUGUUGUUCCCUGCUUCUUGCCUCUUAUUUCUUGGUGGAAGUACCCCAGUGAUGUCCGCAUUCAACCUGCUGCAUUUGGUGACAAAGAGCCAGCCAGUAGCCCUUCGUGCUUGUGGGCUUCCCUCAGGUUCACGGAGGGAUAAAAGCAGCUGCAAAGUGGUCUUCCCAGAGCAGGAACUGCGGGAGCGACUGACAGCCCAACAAUACCAUGUGACUCAGGACAAGGGAACAGAAAGUGCCUUUACGGGAGUGUACACACUGCACAAAGAUAAAGGGACCUACAGUUGCGUGGUUUGUGGAACUCCCCUUUUUACGUCAGCAACCAAGUUUGAUUCUGGAUCAGGUUGGCCAUCUUUCUAUGAUGUGUUGGAUUCUAAAGCAAUAACACAGGUUGAUGACUUCUCCCAUGGUAUGCACAGGAUUGAGAUCAGUUGCAGCCAUUGUGGUGCACAUCUGGGACAUGUCUUUGAUGAUGGGCCUCGUCCAACCGGUAAACGGUAUUGUAUAAACUCUGCCUCAUUAUCCUUUAUACCCACGGGCCAGAGCUCAACUGAUGAAGGCACCGAUCCUGCCACAUCUGGCAAGACUGAACUCUAGGCUACAGAAGGCUGAUGGAUGGGGUUAUUACUUCACAAGCCCAAGCUCCAGGGACAAAUAUCUUCCUGCAUUUAAAGUAAUAAAAUAACAAGUUAUUUAAACACACACAAGUAAAGAUCUUCUCUACAAAAGCACAGAACUUGUUUAAAAUGAAUAUGACUAUCCUUGUAAACUUUCUUCUUGCAGGAUGUAGAUUGUAACGGAGUAAGUCAAUGUGGUUGGGUUUUUAAACUGUGGGAGUUCUACCAUAUAGCAUAGAAAAUCCAUUGUACUGUUCCAGAGCAGCAUAGCAUGGCACAGGGCAGGCAGGAAAAGCAAGGUAUUAGCAGUUUCCUCAUCAUGUAAUUUGGAGACUGCCAGGAAUGCUUGACAAUGAAAUGCAGUGGCAAGAGAAAGAAAAGUUCAAGCUUGGGUCACGCUGUCCUAAGCUGACAAAAUCAGGAAAGCUACAGGAUGUUAUAAGUCAAUGCGUUGAACAUCAGAAUUAAAAUUAUUUUUGUGAAGUGACA